Molecule: messenger RNA, 850 nt
Organism: Babesia bovis T2Bo
Lineage: Eukaryota; Apicomplexa; Aconoidasida; Piroplasmida; Babesiidae
Product: RAP domain family protein
Exons: 1
Coding region: 51-770 (239 amino acids)
Biological process (GO): mitochondrial RNA processing; regulation of mitochondrial mRNA stability
Cellular component (GO): ribonucleoprotein granule; mitochondrial matrix
Molecular function (GO): RNA binding
Source: RefSeq, a predicted model, not a curated record
AAUUAUCUGGAUUCCACAUUUCAAUAUACAUUUAUACAAUUACAAAUAACAUGAGCUGUUUUUUCAGCUCUACAUUGAGACAAUGUCUUUAUCGCAGUCUCAACAUUGCCCGGUGCAAUGUGAUCACAAAUAGGGAAACCAACGCAGUAUAUACUAUAUAUCAUCGUCAUAACAGAUGUUUUGUAACGUCUAACGAGGGACAACAAUCAAGCAAGAGUGCCAAAACAGCAGAAGACAGAUGGAUGAAAAAGGAAUAUAAUAGCGAUGAUUCAACUACACACGUAGACAAUCAGACUAGCACAACUGAUGGUAAAUUCUUCUUUGACGCCGAUGCUGAAAAUCUUAGUCCGGAGCAGCAACAGCAGAAGGAAGAACUGAUUAGGGAGCUCACGAAAAAACUUAGUGGGCCAUUGGCAGAUGAUGAUGGCAAUGUACCAACGGGUGAUGACAGACCAAUCGCCAUUGAAGUCGAUGGGCCGUCGCACUUUUAUGCCAACAGUACUAAAUACACCGCAUACACUAAAUUGAAACAUCGGCUUCUAACGCGCAUGGGAUAUAAAGUACUACACGUACCGUACUUUGAAUGGAGGAGACUCAGAGGCGCUAAGGAGCGCGAAGAAUAUAUGCGUGAAAAGCUGAAAGAAGAGCCAACUGAAUGGAUAGACCCCGAUGACGAAGCGUUCUAUAACAAGAGGAUGGAAGCAUUAAAGCGGCAGACCGAAGAUAUCAUCGAGACAAUUAAACCGGAGAUUGAAAGAAACAAAGAGUGAUUAUUACUACGCAUAUCACACUUAGCGGUACUAAUGUCACUUUACAAAACAAUGCUUAAUGAUAGUGCAUUUAACCAUGU